CAGUUGCAGUUUCCCACACAGCUCGGCUGAACUCAGCCUCAGGUCAUGGACGUCGAACGCUGAGCAGCUGCAUUUUUCUGGCAUCUUGUCCUCUACUCAUCAUCUUCCGCAUCAGCUCCCGACCUGCGGGCGAGUGAUUUGUCCGCGAAUAGUAAAGAGAUCAGAUGCAGAAAGAAGAGGAGAAAUAAUUCAUGCACUUUUCUCAAAACUCCUUUUGAAAUUUAUAAUGGAUAAAUUGAUCGAUGAGUGGCCGAUUGUGACAGUGAACAGGAUUCAUUUGGGAUUGAUGACGGCUUCACUGUUGAAGAUCUCCCAUGGAGCUGCUCGCGGUGAGCUAUGGGAGAUGGAUUGGUUUAGCAUUGGACGCCCAGAUUUGGAUGAUGACGUCAAAUAUGGACACAUCGACUUCAGCAAUCGCAUCCUCCUGCUCUAUUCCGUGUUUGCCAUUAUGGAUCUGAUCAUGUACUUUCGUCAUCACCCGUUUGCGCUCUGGCUCCUGAAUUGUGUUCACCACGUAUUCCGCAUCUUCCUACUGGCUACCACAGUUGCAGGAUCAGCAGUAUGUAUAUGGCAGACUCUGUGUCAGAUCACAUAUUGCUUGUCAUGCGCAUGCCUCUAUUUGAAGAUUGGUCUACUGUUGGAUGAAAAGCGGCCCAUGAAGUUCUUCCGGCGCUUUGCAAAGUACAACUUCUUUGCGUCGAUUGUCAUGCGCUUAAUUGGGUACGUGUUGGCUGCAUACUGGAACUUCCUGGACGUUUUCCGUACGCAUCCGGUACAGAGUACCUCAUUGUUCUUGGCUUAUUUCUUGUUUGACGCUGCGUAUCUGACAUUCCAUUGUUUGCCUCACCCAGAUGAGGGCAAAGAGAAAGAUGUAAGUUCAGCCGGCGACACAAACCAAGUGCAAUUGGAUUCACACGGCAUCGAGCAACCAGCGGAAGCAGCAGCGACACCGCAAUACUGCGCUCUGAACGAUGUAUUUGAUCGCGAGCUAUUUUAUCCCGCCGGCGAGGGACUUAUAGCACCGUUGCGGGGAAUCGGCCUUGUUCCUAAUCAUGUGACUCUGCUAAGCGGUGUUGUACAGCUACUAGGGCUGUAUCUCUUGUUGACUGGCAGCUUCAGAUUGUUUGUGCUGACAUGCGUGUUUGCUGGGUAUGUACUGGACUGUGUGGAUGGGCAGAUGGCUCGCCGAUAUGGCCUUGUAUCUGAUCUGGGUGCUAUGCUUGACACGGGCAAGGAUGCCGUGGUUAUGGCUCUCUACUUGAUUGCUAUAUACGUGUACUGUGGAUGGGCACCGGUCAGCUUUUUGUUACUUGUCGCGUUUGCAACUGUUGCACGAGGUGGUUUGCAGGACCAAAGGCAGCCGUUCAAGACCUGCUAUGAAAUGGUGUUGCUGUUGCCCGAACCGUUGAGAACAGGCCUUCUAUCCUGCCAUGGUGGGGUGUUUACAAUGUGUCUAAUGUUUGUUAUUCUCAUGGCCUGCUGAGUACUGCAGUGUACUGCUCACAGCUGAGAGAUAUUUAAACGUCAUCAAAUCUUGAGUGACCACGUACUGUUCAAGGAACUUGGGACAAUUUUUUUAGUGCUUUAUUUUAUUUCAUGCCAGACUAUGUAGAGCACUUUACCAUUGUUUACUAGAUUAUGUUAGGGAGUUUUUAAUUUCUAUCUGGGCCUUGUGGCGAUCUGACUACGAAUGUCAAUA
This is a messenger RNA of Sycon ciliatum, 1699 nucleotides long. RefSeq lists its product as uncharacterized. The transcript has a single exon. The record is from RefSeq and is a predicted model, not a curated record. Gene Ontology annotation, cellular component: membrane. Gene Ontology annotation, molecular function: phosphotransferase activity, for other substituted phosphate groups. Gene Ontology annotation, biological process: phospholipid biosynthetic process. Bases 227 to 1483 code for a protein of 418 amino acids. Lineage: Eukaryota; Metazoa; Porifera; Calcarea; Leucosolenida; Sycettidae.